Ochotona princeps (American pika) is the source of this 1468-nucleotide messenger RNA. RefSeq names its product autophagy related 4D cysteine peptidase (gene ATG4D). NCBI's taxonomy places the organism in Eukaryota, Metazoa, Chordata, Mammalia, Lagomorpha, Ochotonidae. The transcript has 10 exons. The record is from RefSeq and is a predicted model, not a curated record. Bases 37 to 1464 code for a protein of 475 amino acids. Gene Ontology annotation, molecular function: protein-phosphatidylethanolamide deconjugating activity.
GCACCGGCCCCUGUCCACCCGGCCACGAGCGCCUCCAUGAACUCGGUGUCGCCGGCCGCCGCGCCGUACCGGAGCCCAGAGGAGAGCCGUCGGCCGCGCGCAGCACCCCACCUUCCCGACCCCCGCGGCUUGGGGCGCCCCGGAACCGGCCUCCCUGCGUCCUCCUCCCCGCUCACCGCAGGGGCUGCCGCCGCAGAGGAGCCCGACGAGGUGGACAAGUUUAAGGCCAAGUGUCUCACGGCCUGGAACAAUGUCAAGUAUGGUUGGGCCGUCAAAAGCCGGACCAGCUUCAGCAAGCUAUCCAGCGUGCACGUCUGUGGCCGGCGCUACCGCUUCGAGGGCGAGGGGGACAUUCAGCGUUUCCAACGGGACUUCAUGUCCCGCCUGUGGCUCACGUACCGCCGAGACUUCCCGCCCCUGGCCGGGGGCUCCCGGGGCUGCCUGACCUCCGACUGUGGCUGGGGCUGCAUGUUACGCAGUGGCCAGAUGAUGCUGGCACAGAGCUUGCUGCUGCAUCUCUUGCCCAGGGACUGGACAUGGGCCGGGGGCCUGGGCCUGGGUGCCCCUGAGCUGCUGGGGUCGGCCUCUCCCAGCCGGUGCCGUGGGCAUACCCGGUGGACACCCCCACGCAGGGCCCAGGGCACCCUGGAGUUGGAGCAUGAGCGGUGCCAUCGGCAGAUUGUAUCCUGGUUUGCCGACCACCCCCGGGCCCCCUUCGGCCUGCACCGCCUGGUGGAACUUGGGCAGACCUCAGGCAAGAAGGCGGGGGACUGGUACGGGCCGUCGCUGGUAGCCCACAUUCUCAGGAAAGCUGUGGAGAGCUGCUCUGAGGUGUCUCAUCUGGUGGUCUACGUAUCUCAGGACUGCACAGUGUAUAAGGCAGACGUGGCCCGCCUGGUGGCCAGGCCAGACCCCGCUGCCGAGUGGAAAUCUGUUGUCAUCCUCGUGCCCGUGCGGCUGGGUGGCGAGACCCUUAACCCCGUGUACGUGCCCUGUGUGAAGGAGCUGCUGCGCUUGGAGCUGUGCCUGGGCAUCAUUGGGGGCAAGCCGCGGCACUCGCUCUACUUCAUCGGCUACCAGGAUGACUUUCUGCUCUAUCUGGACCCGCACUACUGCCAGCCCACCGUGGACGUUAGCCAGGCUAACUUCCCCCUAGAGUCCUUCCACUGCACCUCCCCCCGCAAGAUGGCCUUUGCCAAAAUGGACCCGAGCUGUACUGUGGGGUUCUAUGCCGGAAACAGGAAGGAGUUUGAGACACUGUGCUUGGAGCUGACCAGGGUCCUCAGCUCCCGCUCGGCCACGGAGCGGUACCCCAUGUUCACCGUGGCCGAGGGCCACGCCCAGGAUCACAGCGUGGAGGACCUGUGCUCACAGCUCUCGGCCCAGCCCCUGCUGCAGCUCCCAAGGCCCGGGCGGCUCCUCAGGGCCCAGCGGCCCAGCUCCGAGGACUUUGUGCUUUUGUGAAGGG